AUGAGUUAUCGGUACCCCUAAUACAAGAAUAGAUAGAUCUAAUGAGGGGUUGACAACUAUAGCAGCCCCCCCCCCCCAUCAGCCCGCGAAAGUGUCCCUGAUUAUUUAUUUGCUUUAUGUUCAGUGAAGCAGAUAGCCCAACCAACCGGACUGCGACGCAAGAUGAGACAGACCAACAGACCACCGCAGGGCCUUCCGAGAGGCUAGGCUCUCCCCGGGGGACCACCCGUUCGCAUUCGCGCAGCGGCUGAAGGAUGCGGAGGUGGCUGCAGCCGCGGGGCGUGGAUGGAACGCCGGCGGUGGAGGAGAAGAUGGUGAUGGAGCAGCUCCUGGAGGGUUUGCCGGCUUUCUCCACUCCGUUUGGGUUAUACCAAUUCACCACGCUUCCCUUUGGGCUGUUUAGGGCACCGGCCACUUUCCAACGCCUCAUGGACCGGGUGCUGCGCCCGCACGCUGCAUAUGCUGCCGCCUACCUGGAUCACGUCAUCAUAUACAUAUACGUGGGCGGAGCAUGUGCGGCGGGUGGGCGCGGUGCUGGAGUCCCUGAGGCAGGCCGGGGUCACCGCCAACCCGGGGAAGUGUGCAGUUGGGCGGAGGGAGGUACGGUAUCUGGGGUACCACUUGGGCGGUGGGCAGGUGCCCCCUCAGGUGGACAAGACGGCAGCCAUCGCGGCCUGCCCGCGGCCCAAGACAAAAAAGGAGGUGAGGCGGUUUUUGGGGCUGGCGGGCUACUACAGGAGGUUCAUCCCGGGCUUUGCGGCGCUGACCAGCCGCUUAACUGACCUGGGCCGGAAAGGUGCCUCAGAUCCGGUCCAGUGGACGGAGCGGUGCCAGUGGGCGGUUGAGGCAGUGAAACAUGCUGUCUGUGGGGAACCACUGCUCCACACACCGAACUUCUCUCUCCCUUUUAUCUUGCAGACGGAUGCGUCGAACAGAGGGCUUGGGGCCGUUUUGUCCCAGCAGGUGCAGGGGGUGGACCGCCCGGUCCUCUACAUCAGCCGGAAACUAUCAGAGGGAGGCCAGGUACAGUACAGUGGAGAAGGAGUGCCUGGCCAUCCGGUGGGCGGUCGACUCCCUGCGGUAUUACCUCCUCGUACGCCAAUUCACCCUCUGUUCGGACCACGCCCCGCUCCAAUGGCUCCACCGCAUGAAGGAUACAAACGCCCGGAUCACUUGGUGGUAUCUGGCUCUACAGCCAUUUAACUUCAAAGUGGUUCAUAGGCCGGGGGCGCAGAUGGUCGUGGCGGACUUCCUCUCUCGUCCACAGGAGGGAGAGGGGGGGGAGUCGGUUCGGCCGGAUGGCUCCCCGGCCUAAGUCGGGCGGUGGGGGUAUGUGGUGGUGGGGUGUGGUUAGCUCAGCUGCAGGGGGGAGAACGGGGAGUGGUUCAGGGAACACUACCGGGAAGUAAUUAGCGCAGCUGGUCAGCAUCAGGAUGAUUGUUUGUCCCCUGUUAAAACAGUGAGCAGGACGCGGAGGAGGGGUCGAAGCAAGUGCUCAGGAGCGGAGCGGAGCGACAACGACACAGACCGGCUAAAACAAAGCCGUAAAAAAAUAAGAAUAAAAACCCUUUCUCAUUGCAACGUGUGUCCGUGCCCUUAUUCUCGGAGAA
Molecule: messenger RNA, 1610 nt
Organism: Pungitius pungitius (ninespine stickleback)
Lineage: Eukaryota; Metazoa; Chordata; Actinopteri; Perciformes; Gasterosteidae
Exons: 2
Coding region: 460-1203 (247 amino acids)
Source: RefSeq, a predicted model, not a curated record